Lichtheimia ornata is the source of this 1311-nucleotide messenger RNA. RefSeq lists its product as uncharacterized. NCBI's taxonomy places the organism in Eukaryota, Fungi, Mucoromycota, Mucoromycetes, Mucorales, Lichtheimiaceae. The record is from RefSeq and is a predicted model, not a curated record. The transcript has 5 exons. Gene Ontology annotation, biological process: transmembrane transport. Gene Ontology annotation, cellular component: membrane. The coding region runs from base 1 to 1311 and encodes 436 amino acids. Gene Ontology annotation, molecular function: transmembrane transporter activity.
AUGCACAACAACGAUGACAAGGACUUCACAAAAGAGCAAGGACCUUCACUAUGGCAACGGUGGAAACCACGCCUUGCACCCCUCAUACAAUCCUACUACAUCCAGUUCUUGACAGGCAUGAAUGACGGCAACUUGGGUAUCAUUUUACCAAGCAUUCAGGCACAUUACCAGGUGACACAAUCAAUUGUAUCCAUUGUAUUUCUAUGCUACGCCUCUGGAUUUGCUAUUGCUGCUUUAUUGAAUGGCUUUAUCGUUAAACGCUAUCGACAAUCGAGAGCCAUCGUCAUUGGUGGUAUAGCAUUGACGCUUGGGUAUGGUUUGGUGCUUCCAGCAUUGCCAUUUCCAGCACUGUGCGCGUCAUAUGUGUUUAUCGGUUUCGGUGUUGCUCUUGUACAAUCCGGGGCAAAUGUUUACGUGGGCGAGUUGCCUGAUUCGACAAUGAUGCUGAAUUUCUUACAUGCAUCUUUUGGUCUUGGUGCUUUGGUUGGACCCUUUGUGGCUUCAGCUGUAUUAUCACGAUGGGCUUGGAAUACCACUUACAUGAUCUUGUGUGGGUUGGCUGCCAUCAAUGCACUUACGACACUGAUCACUUUUCGACACGUGAGGAUUGCUGAUGAACGACAUCAUUUGGAUUUGCAUCAUCCAGAUUUGGAACGUACAGCAGUGGACAUGCAUGAUAGCGAUAGUGCAUCAACGGCAUCAUCGCAUACGUUUGUUGAAGACAAGAACAUCUUAUGGUCAAGCAUUCGUCAACGUGUAGCCCAUGUGGGUGCGGUGUACCUAUUAUUUUACGUCGGCAUUGAGGUGACCUUGGGUAAUUGGGCGUACACGUUCUUGAUCAAUGAGCGUAGCUCAGACAAUGAUGCCAUGUCACAUAUCAUGUCAGGCUAUUGGGCUGGCUUGUGUAUGGGACGCAUUGCUCUUGGAUACAUCACUCUUCGAUUUGGUGAGAAGCGGAUGGUUUAUAUCUAUAUCAGCGUCCUUAUUUCCAUGCUUGUGGUGUUUUGGCUGGUACCCAAUGUUCCUAUCAAUGCAACGGCACUCGUCAUUUCGGGUAUUGCUCUUGGGCCACUUUUUCCAACCUUGUUAUCCAUUGCUCGCCAAUGCGUGCCGUGUAGGUUGUAUGCAGCCACUGUUGGCUUCCUUAGUGCGUUUGGCAGUGCUGGAUCAGCUUUUUUCCCAUUCCUCACGGGUGUGCUUAUCGCCAAUGCCGGUGUUACAGCAAUACCACCUUUUACCAUGGCCAUGGCAUGCACCAUCAUGGUGGGAUGGAUAUUUGUUCCCAACCCAAACAAGCCAUCCAAAUCAUAA